Messenger RNA from Ceratotherium simum simum (southern white rhinoceros), 898 nucleotides. It is a transcript of the gene RBP1, whose product is annotated as retinol binding protein 1. NCBI's taxonomy places the organism in Eukaryota, Metazoa, Chordata, Mammalia, Perissodactyla, Rhinocerotidae. Gene Ontology annotation, molecular function: lipid binding. Gene Ontology annotation, cellular component: cytosol. Gene Ontology annotation, biological process: retinoic acid biosynthetic process; vitamin A metabolic process. The record is from RefSeq and is a predicted model, not a curated record.
AUGUGCCCAGCCAGUGAGGUCAGGAGGCGAACUGAAGAUCUGAAGGGAGGUGGCCUCGGCCAGGGGCAAACCUGGCCCUGCAAGGUCCCCGCCUCCGCCCCCACCGACGGGGGAGGAGCGAGGGCUCCGGUGGAUCCUCCCGCGGGCUGUGUGCGCGCUCGGAAUCCAGCUGUCGCCGCCCCGCGGAGCCCCCUGGCCCCGGAGAGCGCGCAUUUCCGGGCCGCCCACCAACGCGCUCGCCUCGGUACCGCUGCAGGGCCGACAGCUGCUCCCGCCCGCUCCGUGGCCGUCCGGCCCCAGUCGCCCCCCGAAAUGCCGGUCGACUUCACCGGGUACUGGAAGAUGCUGGCCAACGAGAAUUUCGAGGAGUACCUGCGCGCGCUCGAUGUCAAUGUGGCCUUGCGCAAAAUCGCCAACUUGCUGAAGCCAGACAAAGAGAUCGUGCAGGACGGCGACCAUAUGAUCAUCCGCACGCUGAGCACUUUUAGGAACUACAUCAUGGACUUCCAGGUUGGGAAGGAGUUUGAGGAGGAUCUGACAGGCAUAGAUGACCGCAAGUGCAUGACCACGGUGAGCUGGGACGGGGACAAGCUGGAGUGUGUGCAGAAGGGCGAGAAGGAGGGACGCGGCUGGACCCAGUGGAUUGAGGGUGAUGAGCUGCACCUGGAGAUGAGAGUGCAGGGUGUGGUCUGCAAGCAAGUAUUCAAGAAGGUGCACUGAAGCCCGAGCAGCCCCGGGCCUCGAGGAAUGAGCAGCAGGACGUGUGGCCGGGAUCCCCCUCUUUGCACCACAUGGGCAGAACGGGCCAGGCGUCUGUCAGCAGAGGCUGUCUCUUGGCUUUGUCUCUUUCCUUUUCUUAAAACGAAGCCAUCCCAAUAAAAGUGAUCUCUGCUCCAGA